AUGUGCGGCAAAGGAGGAAAGGUUUAUAUUACGGAGGACAUGUUGCGUGCCAUUGUAGUCGAACAAAGUAAAAAAGGUCCAACGGGACGAAACCAAGUGGAGCAGUUGGAGUUUUGUGAGGUUCAAAAACUUGACCUGGGAUCUAGACAUAUCUCAAGGAUUGAGCGCUUGUGGGAAUUUACAUCUUUAACAACUCUUCACCUGAAUAACAACAACAUACAGAAGAUGGAGGGCCUGAGUCGUCUAACAACUUUGAAAUGUUUAAAUCUGUCAUUUAACAACAUUGUGAAAAUUGAGGGCCUGGAAUCUCUCAAGAAACUAGAGGAGCUAAAUUUGUCAGAUAACAGAAUUACAGUUCUGGAAAACAUGGAUUCCCUUGAGAAACUUGUUUCUUUUAACAUGGCCAAUAACGUCUUGAAGAAUCUAAGACAAGUGUGUUGUCUCAAGAAAUUAAAAAAUCUAUUCACUCUUAACUUUUGUGGAAACCCCUUAAGCGAAGAGGAAAAUUACAAAUUGUUCAUAAUUGCUUUCUUUCCAAAUGUAAAGUACCUUGACUACAGAUAUGUCAACAGUGAAAUUAAAAAACAAGCAUCUGUCAAAUUCAAUAUUGAGCUUGAGAAACUCUCUCAGGAAGAUUUGGAGAGAGAGAAAAAAACAGAGGCACUGAAAGCACAACAAGCUGAGCUACAAACGCAUGUGGAUGCCUUUGUAGAAUCAUUGAAUGGGUCUUUUCUUUUUGAACACAUGUUCAAAGAUGAUCCAUUGGAAAACAAGCUGCAAAGUGUACCAGAAAUAGCAGCUCAAUUAUUUACAUUCAAGCAGAAGAUGACAGAGCUGUGUGUGCAGCUGUUUGAAACAGGCUUAGUGGAGCAUAGGCGAAGGCAAGCAGAGGUGAAUUCAUUCUUCACUAGUCACAGUCUGACCACAGCAGAUAUAAUGCAGAAAGAAACUAAGUUAUUAGGGGAAUUUGAAAAGUACUUCAAAGAGUUGAAAAAAGAAUCAGCAGCAACAUCACAGACUGAUCACACAGAUGAGUUAACUAAACUGCAAAAACAUUUACUUACACUUGAGUUCAAACUAAUAAGUCAGAUAGAGAUGAUGAUCAAAAAACUGGAUGUGGUCUUAUCGGAAAUGAUUGGCACCUUCAGUGAAACUGCUCAAGAAAUAUUUGCACAAUGUCGAGAACUGGAGGAUAAAUAUCAUGAAAAAAUGCAGGGGAUUGUCACUUCAACUAUUGAGAAAGUAUCAAGGCACCAUGGUGUGGAAGAUUUGUCUGAUGAUGUGAAAAUGGUGUUUUUAGACAAAGAAACAGUGAUGGGAGCAUUGACUACAGCUCAUGAAAACCACCUCCUCAUCAUCCGAGACAGAGAAAAUCAGAUGAUCACCCGUGCCAAUGCGUGGAAAAGCAGACUCAUCAAAAAACUCCAGGAAAAAGAAAUCCAGCGAAAUAGAAAGGUCCUUUCCCAUAUUACCACAUGUGUGGACCACUAUGAUGAAGAGUUGCACAAAUUAUUUAGUAGAUGA
Messenger RNA from Periophthalmus magnuspinnatus, 1524 nucleotides. It is a transcript of the gene drc3, whose product is annotated as dynein regulatory complex subunit 3. The coding region runs from base 1 to 1524 and encodes 507 amino acids. The transcript is spliced from 12 exons. Gene Ontology annotation, molecular function: protein binding. NCBI's taxonomy places the organism in Eukaryota, Metazoa, Chordata, Actinopteri, Gobiiformes, Gobiidae. The record is from RefSeq and is a predicted model, not a curated record.